This is a messenger RNA of Oncorhynchus tshawytscha (Chinook salmon), 2215 nucleotides long. RefSeq names its product heat shock transcription factor family member 5 (gene hsf5). Gene Ontology annotation, molecular function: sequence-specific DNA binding; DNA-binding transcription factor activity. The record is from RefSeq and is a predicted model, not a curated record. Lineage: Eukaryota; Metazoa; Chordata; Actinopteri; Salmoniformes; Salmonidae. The transcript is spliced from 7 exons. The coding region runs from base 195 to 1700 and encodes 501 amino acids. Gene Ontology annotation, biological process: regulation of DNA-templated transcription.
GGACCCUCUUUUUUUCCUCAACUCGGGAAAACUCGUGAACUUCCAUAGCGCGAGCUUCGUCUUUGAUUCAUCAUCGCGCUCGAGGAUGUUUGGAACGUUUUUUUUUUUCGUGGAAUUUGAACGGAUUCUAAAUCAACUGUUCCGGAAUAUUUUCAACGGUUCUGAGGGAGAUUGAUCAAAGCUAUUGCGAAAAUAUGGAGCUCGAAGAGGAACGCCUCACCAUCCCCAUCAAUCCCAACAAUUUCCCAGCGAAAUUGUGGCGUUUGGUGAAUAACCCCAAAAAUCGAUCGAUACGUUGGGAUCCCUGUGGUGAGGGUUUGAUAAUCGACCAGCAGCUAUUUGAAUCAGAGCUGCUGUCACCCCAGAAACAAACGUUUGACACCACUGACCUUUUCAAAACAACCAACUUUACAAGCUUCAACCGCCAGCUGAAUCUUUAUGGGUUCAGGAAGGUGGUCCAUGGCCCCGGGGCCUCGGAGAAGAAUGAUGUCUCAUCUCCGAUGGAUGGGAUAAAACACCACUUCCACAACCCGAACUUCAAACAAGAUCAUCCCGAACUGCUGGUGAAUCUUAAGAGGCUGACAAGCAAAAACAAGGCGAAGAUGGAAGCUGGCCUAGAAGUGAACUGCCGGCCCCCAGCAAAUCGUUUCCACCGACUCAUGGCAAAUGGUGAUGGUGGUGAGGAGAGAGUUAAAGUAGAUAAAAGAGGUUCCAUGUUUGUUGGUCAGGUAAAACGACCAUCUCCUUACCAACAGUACCACCAAAGCAGAACCCAGCCCAUGAAAGACUAUGAUCGGACCCCUAUCCCACCCCGCGGCUGGAUCAUGGGUCAUGGGGAUGCCCCCUCCCCCACCACCUUCUACACAGACAAGGGAAUCCCCAUAUCUGUCAUCCACCGGUUCCCUUCAGACACUUCCUGCACUGUGCAGUCCAGUCCGACUACUGUGCACAUCCAGCAGGGUUCACAAAGCCUGGCAAACAGCUUGAUCCCUCACCAUGCUCAGUACCGACCUGGAUUCUAUUCCCCUGCAUCAGUGUGCCAAUGCUGCCCCCCAGGCUCAAUGAACUCGGACUGCCAUAGUGCCCACCAGACAACUCCCUCAUACUCCCAUUACAGCUAUUACCAGCCAAACUGUCCUGUGGGCUUUCUGUAUCCUGGCAACCAAAACCAGGACUGGCAGAGCAGUGAAACCCAGGAGACCAAGAAGAGCGAUGUCAACCUGGACACAGUCUUCCAGCUAGUGGACGAGUUGCACCACAAUUCCCCCAAAAUACGCAUGGUCAAAGUGGAGACCCCAGAGCGCCAGCAGCCGGUCCUGUCCACCUCUACAUCAUCAGGGCCCCAGCCCAUCACCACCAUACACAGCUCCCCUCACACAGUCACUGUCUCCUCCCAGCUUGACUCCUCUUUUAACUCCAGCCCAGUGACUUCACGCGGGCCCAUCAUUAUAGCAGUCCCGGGGAACGUUCCUCCUCAGGGAAUAGCCAUCACUGUCGGUGGUCCCAAGGCUGAGCAAGCAGUGAAGAGGGAGGACAAACCUGUGUCUGUGGAUGCCUAUCAGAAGUGCCCUGAGGAAGCAUCAGAGUACAUCACCAAGGUGAAGGAGAUCCAGGUGCUGGACUCAGACGUCUGCAGUGUUCUACAUGAUGUUACUGUCUGCAGCCUCAGCCUGGAGAACAAGCACCAGACAGCAAACUAAAUCUCCUGAUCUGAACUUGUUGGUUGAAGUGGCAUGCACGCAAGAAUGUUGACCAUAGUCGGACCAGGAUGUCCCAAGUUUUCAGUUUUGCUACUCAUGCUCAAGUCUGAAUUUGCUGUAGCUUCUUGUUGAAAUACGUUUACCUAUGUUACUUGUAUGUCACUGAUAAAGAAAUAUAUAUUUUCCUGAUAGUACACAUAUUGGACAUUGUACAUAGUUCAGCCCUGUUCUAAUUUAUUCUUAUUUAUAUGAUAACCUUUACAGCAUUUUAAUUGGCAUAUGACAGUUUUAUUCUGAAUGCUUAAUCUUGGAAUGAAUUAAUGCAUACCAAGAUUUAUUUGUCAUUUUUAAGUUAAAGAACAAGUACCUUUUAAUGUUUAUUCCUCAUUUGUUUUAGUUUGACACCAAAAAGUUUCUGUUUUAACUGUUAAUUAUUUUUAAAAUAAUUUCUGACUUCUGGACAUGAUAUAAUUGGUUUAUAAUGUUAAAAGAUUCUUAUGAUUAAAAUGUGAUAU